Molecule: messenger RNA, 318 nt
Organism: Aspergillus niger
Lineage: Eukaryota; Fungi; Ascomycota; Eurotiomycetes; Eurotiales; Aspergillaceae
Exons: 2
Coding region: 1-318 (105 amino acids)
Source: RefSeq, a predicted model, not a curated record
AUGAACCGCAGCGAAUCCCACGGAACCCCAGCAGAUCACGACCAUCCUUAUUCGCAUUUUCACCCAUUCAUCGGCGCACAAGGACAUGGCCCGUGUGGGAACCAGCGUUUCAAGCCGAACGGGAUCGUCAGGCACAAGGCGAGGAACCCAAUAUUAGGGCUCCGAGAUAACCAUGUGUUGCUGCACCCAAGCUUGAAACCUCAACGUUUUCAGCCGCAGAUCCGUAUGGCGGAUAUUACAGCCCCUCUGUCAAUUCUACCGCCCUUGGCUACUGGUGCGUGCUUGUUUCGGGGCGUUGGCUCGGGCGCACACUCGUGA